AUGGUUGGACUGUGUGAGGUAUGCCAAGAGGUUGAGUUUCGUUAUACGUGUCCCAGAUGUCUCAAAAAAACCUGCUCGUUGCAAUGUUCGAAGGAUCAUAAGGCGAAAGAAGGUUGUUCUGGGGUCGCACACGAUCCCACAAGUUAUAUCAGUAGUGAGCAGUUGAAGAAUGAGGAUGAUGAGGAACAUGAAUCGAACUUGCUGGUUCAAAGGGAUUACAAUUUCUUGACCCAGAUAAAGAGAACGGUGGAAUUGCAUAAGAGAGAUGGGAAGGCCAAAAAUAAGAGAAGUUUGAAUAUAAGCUAUACUGAUUCGAAACGGCCUCGAGUGGAAGAAUCGCAGAGCCGACGGGUUAUUAGACGUGGUGUUAAUUGUCUCACGCUGCCGAGAGGUAUGCAAAGAUCGCUGGCGAAUAAGAGUAAGUGGGACAAACCUUUGGAUCUAUUUGUUUGGAGCAUUGAAUGGGUUUUGUUCUCUUCUAAGGAUGGAAUUGAGCCGUUCGUGCAUGUGAGCCACAGGAUCAAAGAGACUGAUUCGAUUGUUGAGAGUAUGGGUAAAAUCAUUUACGAUAAAUGUUGUGAGUUCUACCAGCUGCAUAGCAGCGAUGAGGAGCGGCCACAGACAAAAGAAGAUCGUACUGAGGGUCUUGUUAAGAGUGGACUGUGUUUUUAUACCAAAUGGUUUCCUUAUAAUACAUUAGAAGCCCUUGAUUCAAGAAAAUUGGUAAGAUUGGACCCAUCGAAUAAAUCUAUCGCCGAGUUGUUUAGAAAUAGGACGGUAAUUGAAUUCCCAACGAUAUUUGUCGCUAAUCAGGAGUCAAGUAUACCGAGUCAAUACACUGUGAUUGAAGAGCCAGAUUCAUCGUGGUCGAAAACACCCACUGAAGGCGAUGCAGAUGGUGUCAGCGCUGAAGCUCCAGUGGAAGAAUCGUCUAAAGUCAUGGUCCCAGCCCAGACUAUGGGUAGCGAAAGCGAUAGUGAUGGGUAUGACCCCGGAGUAACAAUGGAUUUCCUGGCAGAUUGA
Molecule: messenger RNA, 1023 nt
Organism: Torulaspora delbrueckii
Lineage: Eukaryota; Fungi; Ascomycota; Saccharomycetes; Saccharomycetales; Saccharomycetaceae
Gene: BCD1
Product: Bcd1p
Exons: 1
Coding region: 1-1023 (340 amino acids)
Biological process (GO): snoRNA localization; box C/D snoRNP assembly; maturation of LSU-rRNA from tricistronic rRNA transcript (SSU-rRNA, 5.8S rRNA, LSU-rRNA)
Cellular component (GO): pre-snoRNP complex; nucleus
Source: RefSeq, a predicted model, not a curated record